AUGGCUGCCUCGACUCACGGUCGCCCCGCCGAUGAUGGCACGCAGCCCCUCCUAGAGGCGCAGGAAUAUAACUCUUACUCCUGGGUGCUGCUCGAAGAUCACCCACUCCGCUCUCAUCCGACUGAAUGCUGUCCAGGAAUCUGGUGGAUGUUUCAGCAGUGGUAUGCCACCUUUCGGAAGCUCUGGGGCGAUCGCAUCUUUUCAAUCAUCUGCUUGCUGUUGAUGUUUGGGGUGAUGGUGCAAUUCUUAUCUUUCCUGCCCGAUGGCUUGUCUUAUCUAUUUUUCCGGCAGCACUACACAGCCCAGGCAGGGUUUCUUCAUUGGCCUGCAGAGUUUGAUGGGCAACCCGCUGCCUGUAUUGCCUACAAUCCACGAUCGCAUCCGGACGCCAUUCAGUAUGUCAUCGCGGCGGGCUGUACGGGGAUCAAAGCGGACAUCUGGCUCCAGGAUGAGGAGCUCUAUGUCGGAACCUCCAACGCCAGUCUGAGACCGCAUCUCACCCUGCGCAAUGUGUACCUUGGCCCUCUCUUGCAGCAUCUUGACGCAGAAAAGUCUCCAGAGGGCUCUGUACAGUCUAUCGCGACGAGCCAUCACGGAACUGCAACGGACGAGCAGUUUGUUCUAUUCUUGGAAUUUCGAUCGCCGAUUCGGGAUGGCUGGCCACGUCUUCUCGCUGAGCUGCAAACCUUGAACGAACGAGGGUAUCUUACCCAUCGCAACGACACUAAGAUUGUUCACAAGGCUGUCACGAUCGUCAUCGUGGGUGACGAGAGCGUCGACCCUGCUCACGAAGAGUACCAGCAAGAUUUCAACCACGACAGUAUCUUUGUCGAUGACCAAUUGUUCGCGAAAAGAUCCAAGUCAUCGUCUAGGCUUCAAGGAAAUAAAGCCCAAACAUUCAAAAGCAAAGGAAGUCAAUCUCGACCGUCUUGGCAAGAGGGGAAGAAUUCGACCUCGAAAGAGGUACAGCAGAAUGUGCGAUCGGUUUUCACCACGACCGUGAGCUUCAGUGCGGAGGUUGGAUCUCCUCAUCGAGGACGAUUUUCUCGACAACAACUCGAUUUGAUCCGGGCCCACGUGGAGCAAGCCCACAAACGCGGGCUAAAGGCGCGAUUUGGAGACAUCCCGUGUGGCUCGCAGAGGAUGCAACAUUUGAUUUGGAGAGUCUUGGUCAAGGCCGGCGCAGACCUCAUUGAUGUAGACUGGACCGGCUGUCAUCGUCAAGCAUGGCGGCAGUUCUUUACGACAGGGCUGGCUUAG
Messenger RNA from Aspergillus brunneoviolaceus CBS 621.78, 1260 nucleotides. RefSeq lists its product as uncharacterized. The transcript is spliced from 2 exons. The coding region runs from base 1 to 1260 and encodes 419 amino acids. NCBI's taxonomy places the organism in Eukaryota, Fungi, Ascomycota, Eurotiomycetes, Eurotiales, Aspergillaceae. The record is from RefSeq and is a predicted model, not a curated record.